UGUUAAACCAGAAACAUUCCUCUCUCUAUAUAUAUGUUUCAAGCUCCAAGUGAGUUAAGAAGGAGACAUGAUAACCACACUUUUGAGUGCUUCCAAGAUUUGCUUGUUAAUUUAUCUUUUAUCUAGAGGACAUUUCACAGAAGCUUUACAAGACAUCAGCCAGUACAUAAAACACUAUGAAGGCCUGUCUUAUGACAGGGAGCUCCUAAAAGAACAACACCAGCGCAUCAAACGGGAAACUCAUCUGAGUAAUCAAAAGCUUCAUCUAGACUUCAAAGCCUUUCAAAGGGUAUUCCACUUGCGUCUCAAACAAGAUGUUGAUGGCUUCACAGAAGAUUUCAAGGUCCAGUCAGAAGAAGAAACUCAGAUGGGGGAUCUCUCUCACAUAUACUCAGGAGUACUAAAAGAUGAGAAUGAAUCCUCAUGUGAAGGCUCUGUUAUUGAGGGUCAGUUUGAAGGCUCCAUCACAACAGCCAAUGGCACAUUCUAUGUGGAGCCUAUUGACAGAUUUACAACCAUGAGAUCCGACCACCAUUCCAUCAUUUAUCAUGAGGACGAUGUGGACAGUGCUCCCUUGAGAGCCGGUCAUGCUGGAUUCUGUGGUGCCGACCAUCUGCAACAUCUUGUUCAAAACCAUCAAGAGAUACCAGUGUCCAGGUCAAAGCGAAAGGUCGACCAGUCCAAAACCAGCUGUCUUCUUCACCUCCAUGCAGACCACCGCUUUUAUAAGCGCUUUGGAAGUGUUGAAGCUGUUGUAGCUCAGGUCGCCUCCUACAUGAAAGCAGUUAAUGACAUUUAUGACAAAGCUGACUUUGACGGGAUAGAUUUGGUCAACUUCAAAGUGAAAUUCCUCUCCGUGGCCACAGAGGAAGAUCCAAGCAGUCCCUUGGACAACAAUCACAUUGGGCCUGAAAAGCUGUUAAGUUUGUUUUCAGAGAUGGACUGGGGCGACUACUGCCUGUCAUAUCUCUUGACCAACAGGGACUUCAGUGGAGUUCUCGGUCUGGCCUGGGGAGGAAAAGCAGAUAAUUGGGGAGGAAUCUGCUCUCAGAUGGUCAUGAAGGCUGGUCACAAUUGCAGCCACAACACAGGUCUGGUUACCCUGCAGAACUACGGCUACUACCUUUCUGCCAAACACGUGCACCUGACCUUCGCCCAUGAGUUGGGGCAUAGUCUUGGAGCUCCUCAUGACCAGGGUUCUGACUGUGGAGACCUUGAGAUCACGGAUGGCAAAGGAAGGUUUUUAAUGUUCCCUCAAGCCACCUACAAGAUUGAGGAGAACAGCGACAGAUUCUCCCCCUGCAGCCUGCGGCACAUGAGUCGUAUUCUCUCUAUUAAAAAAGACAAAUGCUUUGUAGUUAGUCAGCAGCCUAUUUGUGGAAACCGCAUCGUAGAAGGGGAGGAAUGUGACGUGGGACACAAUGAAGAUACGUGCUGCUACAAUUCGAAAGAACCAUCAGGUGUUGAGUGUCGACUAAAGCCCGACAAACAAUGCAGUCCUAGUCAAGGCCUGUGCUGCAGCUCACAGUGUGUCUUCAACGAAGCUGGGCAGAAGUGUGAAGAACCCUCCGAAUGUCGGAAACAGAGUGUGUGCACCGGUUCCUCUGCAGUGUGUUCAGAACCGCCCCCCAAGCCGAACAUGACCAUAUGCAACAAGGGUACACGCGUCUGUUUCAACGGGGAAUGUGCACUGUCUCUUUGUGCAUUGCACGGCAUGUUGCAAUGUGACUGCCUGGGGGAGAAUAAAACUGAGAAGUGCCACAUGUGCUGCCAGCAGAGAGACAAACCUAAUACCUGUGCAAGCACCACAUCCUCGGUUCUUCAGCAGCACUUUAGUGGCAAGCGUGUGGCAUUGGUGCCUGGGGCUCCCUGUUCUGGAAACCAAGGUUACUGCGACAGGUUCAAAGUCUGCCGAAUCCUAGAUGCAGAUGGCCCUAUUGCAAGGCUCAAAAAUUCCUUUCUGAAACUUGAUGAGUUUGAAGACUUGGCAGACUGGAUGAAGGCUCAUUGGUGGGCAAUACUUCUGGCUAUUCUCACCAUUUCAGCUAUAAUGUCUGGGACUAUCUGGAUUUUUGGACAGCCACUGGAGAUAGACGAAGACAUGUAAACGUCUCUCCACUUGGGGCCUUCCUCCAACAGCCAAAAACCACCAUCCACAUUCAAACAGCUUAUGAAUGUGCAAAACACAUGACAGAUUGAAGGGUGUCCAGAUGCUCAUCUGAGAGCAUGAUAUCUCUAGAAAAAAAGAGUUGAAUUGCUUGCUCUUUUAAAUUUACUUGGACUCUUCCACUCAUGUGUCCAACACCAUUCGUGUAACAUGAGCUACAGGUUCUUGGAAAUGGUCAAAUAAAAAGUGUUGCAGAAUGUUUGACAGUAGUACAAUUUCCUCAGUUGAUAGUGAAGGAAUAAACUGCAAAAACAAUUAUGUAGAUUUUUAUAAGACUUGGAUAACAAUAAACAAAACUUUUACACCACAAAUUAAUCUUGG
Xyrauchen texanus (razorback sucker) is the source of this 2488-nucleotide messenger RNA. Its product is annotated as disintegrin and metalloproteinase domain-containing protein 10. Gene Ontology annotation, molecular function: metalloendopeptidase activity. Gene Ontology annotation, biological process: membrane protein ectodomain proteolysis; Notch signaling pathway. NCBI's taxonomy places the organism in Eukaryota, Metazoa, Chordata, Actinopteri, Cypriniformes, Catostomidae. The record is from RefSeq and is a predicted model, not a curated record. Gene Ontology annotation, cellular component: plasma membrane.